CUGUUCGCACCGAUAUCGAGUCUCUUUUAUAUAGCCGGGAGCUGUUGGUCUGUGGCUCAUCUGGUGCGGCGAUUGAUCGAUUUGAAACUCGUGCGUUUUCGAAAACAAGUGUGUUUACGGUUUCGAGUAGAAACACAACAAAAGAUCGAGUAUACGCGUACUACAUCACGAAAACGAAAACCAAUUGCAACUAUUUUCGCGGGAAAUUCCGUAGAGCUUGUAUUUUAUUGUAUAUAGCCUAGUGACGCAUCGGAAAUAAAUUAUAUUUUUAUUUGCUUAAAUGCGAGAUCGUCAUUUGGGCAAAAUGCCGCGUGGUGGAACAACAACAGCGCGCUAUGAGGAGGACCCGGACAAUGCCUGGAACUGUUGCUCCUGGUGCGAGUAUUUACUCAUCGUUAUACUGUCCACCAUACUGCUGGUGGGGGUGUUGAUCCUCACGCUUUUCUGGGUGAUGUUCUAUCGUGGCGGAUUCGCCUGGUCCGAGAGUCCCGCACACCAAUUCAACUUGCAUCCCAUUUUAAUGGUGGCAGGUUUCAUAACACUCUCGGGAUUUUCCAUCUUGAUCUACCGCCUCUGUCGCUGCAUGAAGCACAUCUAUGUGAAGCUGAUCCACAUGUUCUUUCACGCCGUUGCCAUACCCUGCGUGGCCCUCGGAUUCCUCUCCGUCUUCGACUCGCACAAUGCAUUGCAAAAGCCGAGUUUCUACAGCCUACACUCUUGGCUGGGCUUCGUGACAAUGGGCAUGUUUGUGUUACAAUUUGUAAUCGGCUUCUUCAGUUUUCUUGUGAUGCUCUGCUGUGAGAACAAGACCUAUAGCUGCCGAGCUGCCAUGGUGCCCGUUCACGCCAGUCUAGGAUUGGCCAAUUUCUGGCUGGCUGUUGCCACAGCUGUGACCGGACUGAUCGAGAAGGAGCGCGAGACUGCCAAAGACGAGACGUUAAGCUCCGAAAAUAGGCUCAUCGAGCACUACAUAACGAGCGCCAUUGGCAUUACCUUGGUGCUGAUUGGCAUAAUUGUGACCUUUGCCGUGCGAAGGUCGAAUGCUCCCGCCUCGGCUAAAGUCUACGUUACCGAGCGCAUUUAAGGGUCAUCAGUUCGCCCCCAGCCACGUCCACAGCCAGUGAUGCGAAUGCGUUCCCAUCUCCUACUACUACUACUACUACUACCACAAACCUAACCCAAAUCUAUAUGGUUAGCGUAUUGUUCGCUACACAACAGACUUGCACUAAGCAAUACAUGAAACCAAUGAGGAUAACAUAUAAUGAAAAAACUAGAUAAAGCAAUGCCUCCCAUGCAUUUUCCACUCUUAAUAUUGUAUACAUACAUAAUUACAUACUUUUCCCCGUGCUAGCAUUAUGAACUUUAAUAUGCCAAAUCAAAAAACCUUUAUAAACCUUUUUAGCUAAAUCAGAUUUCAUGGCAAAUCCAAAUCAGCUUUAUCAACAAGACGCCAAUUUAAAUUUCUAAGUAGAUUGUAGCUAAAGGAAUCUCAAAACACAGACUUACAGUGCUGUAGACCACCAAUACGACCAUUAGUUCUGCAAUAUAAAGAAUCUUUAAAAGUGGACUUAUUAUGAACCACAGGACCGCCCAGCCCGACCAAUUAUGAGAGAAUCAAAAUUUAAAUGUUCAGCUGAAUACACGGCCACUUUUUUUGAUAUUGUAGUAGAAGGAUUUUUAUAUAAAUCUAUAUAUACACCUGGUACCAUUCUAUAUACAUAAAUAUACAUACUUCAUAGAGUACACGUA
Molecule: messenger RNA, 1749 nt
Organism: Scaptodrosophila lebanonensis
Lineage: Eukaryota; Metazoa; Arthropoda; Insecta; Diptera; Drosophilidae
Gene: nemy
Product: cytochrome b reductase 1
Exons: 6
Coding region: 281-1084 (267 amino acids)
Molecular function (GO): oxidoreductase activity
Source: RefSeq, a predicted model, not a curated record